AUGAGUGGAAGCGGCGGAUUCUACAAGUACAGGUGCAAGUACUUUUACACACACAACUGCACGAACUGGGUAUAUGUGAACAAUUCACCAUGUGCCAACUGUCUCGCUGAGGGCAGAGAUUCUAUUGAGGCCCCGCCCCAACAGCAAUUCAGGGACAUCAUAGUCCCCUACUAUGACGAUAACGGCAUGCGGCAAGAGUGCCUCAUGGAGUUCAUUGCCACGGAUCCCUUGGGCCUCUACUGGAGCCUCCGGUAUAAGGCCCCCGUGCAGGUCGGCCCGACUGUCACCAGCGACACUCCGAGGCCCGUCUACCCCUCGGCGUAG
Diaporthe citri is the source of this 324-nucleotide messenger RNA. RefSeq lists its product as uncharacterized. The transcript has 2 exons. Lineage: Eukaryota; Fungi; Ascomycota; Sordariomycetes; Diaporthales; Diaporthaceae. Bases 1 to 324 code for a protein of 107 amino acids. The record is from RefSeq and is a predicted model, not a curated record.